This is a messenger RNA of Hippopotamus amphibius kiboko, 6358 nucleotides long. RefSeq names its product zinc finger protein 160-like. The transcript is spliced from 4 exons. The coding region runs from base 132 to 2270 and encodes 712 amino acids. Gene Ontology annotation, biological process: regulation of transcription by RNA polymerase II. NCBI's taxonomy places the organism in Eukaryota, Metazoa, Chordata, Mammalia, Artiodactyla, Hippopotamidae. The record is from RefSeq and is a predicted model, not a curated record. Gene Ontology annotation, molecular function: DNA-binding transcription factor activity, RNA polymerase II-specific; RNA polymerase II cis-regulatory region sequence-specific DNA binding.
CCUGAGGAACCGGAAAGGGAGAGCGCGGGUUGAAGGUCACCCUGAAGAGUUUCAGGGUCAACUUCUAAAGACUGGUGCUGCCUAAGGAAGACGCCUUGAAGUGGAGGAAGAGGGACGACAAGGAGUCAGGAAUGGCUCUUUCUCAGAGACAGUUGACAUGGAAUGAUGUGGUCAUCGAAUUCACUCAGGAGGAGUGGGAAUGUCUGGACCCUGCUCAGAGGGCCUUGUACAGGGACGUGAUGUUGGAGACCUACUGGAACCUGAUCUCUGUGGAUCUCUCUCAUAUACAUGUGAUAAAGAAAUUACAACGAAAAUCAAAUACGGAUACAGGAACAGUAUUCCAAAGACUGGUAUUGGGAACACAUGGAAGCUGUGAAAUCAAACAUCUUUACCUGCAGGAAGUACAGAAUAUGUAUGACUUUGGGUGUCAGUGCAGAGAGGAUGAAAGAAGUUACAAGAACAUCCCUACAUCCCAUCAUGAGGGUGUCACUGAAAUAAGAAGUCAAUAUGGUGAAAGGGAUGCAGGGAAGAAGCCUACUGGAAAUAGGCUUGCAGUAAGUCUUCAGGAUAAACUGCCUAAGUUUAAAGGUGAACAGAAAAUUGAUGAAUUUAAUCAAGCUGAGACGAGUAUCAGCAGUAGUUCCUCAUCUUCACCACUUAAGGGAGUUUCUCCUGUUCAAACCAAAAUCUCUAAUAUAUAUGGGAGUGAUUGUAUGCAUCGUUUAAUAGUGACAAAAGACCAGAAAGCCCAUAGGGGAAGACAGUACAAAUGUAAUGAGUGUGGGAAAAUGUUUCAUCACAGCUCAUAUCUCAACAGAGAUCAGAUAACUGAUUCAGAAGAGAAAUUAUGUGAACGUGGUUUAUGUGGGAGGGUCUUCAGCGGUAAGUCAGCCCUUGUAAUUCAUCAAAGAAUUCAUCCUGGAGAGAAAUCUUGUGAAUGUAGAGAUUGUUAUAAAGUUUUUAGGCAAAAGACAUACCUUAGAAUUCAUCACCGAAUUCAUAGUGGAGAAAAACCUUACACAUGUAAUAAGUGUGGGAAAACCUUUCAUAGCAGCUUAUACCUCAAAAGCCAUGAGACAAUUCAUACGGAGGAGAAAUCAUAUGAGUGUGAUUUAUGUGGGAAUGUCUUCGAUCAAAAGGUAGCCCUUGCAAAUCAUCAAAGAAUUCAUGCUGGAGAGAGGCCUUAUGAAUGUAACGAGUGUGGCAAGGUCUUUGGGAGAAAACGAAACCUUACAAUUCAUCAGCGAAUUCACAGUGGAGAGAAACCUUACAAAUGUAAUGAGUGCGGCAGUGUCUUUAGAUGCAAAUCAAACCUUAGAAGGCAUCAGCAAAUUCAUAGUGGAGAGAAACCUUACAAAUGUAACCAGUGUGGCAAGGUUUUUAGGCUAAAAGGAAACCUUAGAAUUCAUCAGAGAAUUCAUACUGGAGAGAAACCUUAUAAAUGUAGUGAGUGUGGCAAAGACUUUUGUCAGAGAUCAAAUCUUAGACUUCAUCACAGACUUCAUAAUAGAGAGAAAGCGUACAAGUGUAAUGAAUGUGGCAAAGUCUUUGCUGAGAAAGCACGUCUUACAGCUCAUCAGCAAAUUCAUACUGGAGAGAAACCUUAUAAAUGUAAUGAGUGUGGCAAUAUCUUUAGUCGAAAACCAAACCUUACAAUUCAUCAGCGAGUUCAUAGUGGAGACAAACCAUAUGAGUGUGAUUUAUGUGGGAAUGUCUUCGAUCAAAAGGUAGCCCUUGCAAAUCAUCAGAUAAUUCAUGCUGGAGAGAAGCCUUAUAAAUGUAACGAGUGUGGCAAGGUCUUUGGGAGAAAACGAAACCUUAGAAGGCAUCAGCGAAUUCACAGUGGAGAGAAACCUUACAAAUGUAAUGAGUGCGGCAAUGUCUUUAGAUACAAAUCAAACCUUAAAAGUCAUCAGCAAAUUCAUAGUGGAGAGAAACCUUACAAAUGUAACCAGUGUGGCAAGGUCUUUAGGCUAAAAGGAUACCUUACAGUUCAUCAGAGAAUUCAUACUGGAGAGAAACCUUAUAAAUGUAAUGAGUGUGGCAAGGCCUUUCAUGACAGAAGCCAUCUUACAGUUCAUCAGAGAAUUCAUACUGGAGAGAAACCUUACAAAUGUAAUGAGUGUAGCAAGGGCUUUAGUCGAAAAUCAAGGCUUAAAAUUCAUCAGCGGAUUCAUAGUGGAGAGAAAGCUUACAGAUGUAUUGAGUGUGUCAAGGCCUUUAAUGAGAAAGGAUGUCUUGCAGGUCAUCAGAGAAUUCAUUCUGGAUAGAAACCUUAAAAAUGUAAUGAGUGUGGCAAGGUCUUUUGUAGGAAGGCAGCCCUUACAAGCCAUCUGGGAGUUCACUCUGGACAGAGAGCUUACAAAUGUAAGGCGUGUUGGAAAGUCUUUAGACAUAAACAACACCUUCAGAUUUAUCAGAGAACACAUAAUGGAUAGAAACCUUCAAAUGUUGUGUGUGUGGCAAGGUCCUCAAUUAUCAUUCACACCUUACAAGUCACUGAAGAAUACAUUUUGUGAAGAAGACUUUCAGAUGCAUUGAGUGUGGUAAAGCCUUUACUCAGGUCUCAGCCCUCACUGAAUGCUUUGUGCAUUCAGCCUCAAUUACUAGCAGAUAUUUCAUAAUUAAAAGAAAUCUUCCAAGUAUAGUGACUGUCUAAAUAUGUCUCAACCGCAGCUCUAGCCUUAUGACCUACUCAGUUAUUCAUACCGGAGGGAAACUAGUGUUAUGAAUUGGAAAAACCUUUAUUCAGAGCUAACAUGCCACUAGUCUUUAGACCGUCCAUAAUGAAGAGAACAGUGCGUAGGUACUCCAUCUUCCACCUUUUUAAAAUUUUAAACACUCCUUAACAUGUGCUCCCCAUUCUUGAAUAUGCAGUAUAUGAAUAUUUCUUUGUGUCCAUUUUCUUGUAUCUGAAUAAAUCUCAUGACAUGCACCUUGAUUUCCAUGGUGGUAAAAUAUGUAUAUCUUAGGUUUAAGCAUAUACAAAAUAUUACCAAAAUUUAAAAUCAUGUAAUGUCUCUUUUGUCCUUUUUUUGCUGUCCCAAAAUUUUUUUUAUUGUAUUUUAUUUUUCAGGGCAGUGUUAUGUAUUUCUUUAUUUUUUAAUAUUUAUUGGCUGCAUUGGGUCUUUGUUGCUUUACUCAGGCUUUCUCCAGGUGUGGUGAGUGGAGGCUACUCUUCAUUGCAGUACAUGGGCUUCUCACUGUGGUGGCUUGUCUUGCACAGCAUAUGCUCUAGGCAUAUGGGCUCAAUAGAUGUGGCUCACAGGCUCUAGAGUGCAGGGUCAGUAGUUGUGGCAUGCGGGCUUUGUUGCUACUCAGCAUAUGGGAUCUUCCUGGAGCAGGACUAGAAGCCGUGUCCCCUGCAUUGGCAGGAGGAUUCUUAACCACUUUGCCACCUAGAAAUUCCCAAUUUCGAUAAUUUUAAAGGAUCGAAGUUCACGAGUUAUCUCUUUAAAGUGAAUACUAUACAAUGGGAACAUUUUGACUGAUAGAUAAAUUUGAAGUUUCAUAUAUUCUACUUUAAAACAUUUGUUUUUUUAAAGUUUUUCCUAGUUUGUACUCGUGACCAAUCAGUGGAGUAGAAGGAAACCCCACCCAGAGUUUGGUUAGUGAGGCUGAUAUUAACAUGUCUUGGGUAAUUCAGCUCAGUUAUUGUUUACUAAUUUAGAUUCACUACAUCCCAAAUAGGUUCUCCCUGCAGGUUUACAUGAAGACCUACCAUCAGCUUGGUCUGCAUAGGAUGAGUUUUAACAUAAUACCCCGUUCAUCCUGUAUUUGUAUUGUCUACAUGCCCAAUGCAAUUGGCAGUUGAGCUGUAGUUCUCUUUCCCAGAUCACAGAAAAGACCCUUCAUCACUUCAAUAAAGUGUAGUUUCUGAGUCACGAGUUUUUUUUCUGCUAAGGGGAUGAACUUUACAUGCUUGAGUCCUCUAGUCUCAGACCCUAAUCUUGUCCCUGAGUCUCAGGAACUGAUCAGAGUAUUGAGUUUGGCCUGCUGCUUCAAUCUGAAUAGAAAAGAAAAGUGGAUCUGUAGGAUGAGAGUACAAAAUAGCUCUCAUUCCCACGAGUAAGCUAUAUAUUUGUUGUAGUAGUUUCUAAUGCAGAGACAAAAACAGCUCUUAUUUCCCUAAAAGAGAUUAUUUAUUUAUGACUAUGUUAGGCCUUCAUUGCUGCAUGCAGGCUUUUUCUAGUUGGAGGGAGUGGAGGCUACUGUAUGUAAUGGUGGGGGUGUCUUCUCAUUGCCCAGGCUUCUCUUGUUGUAGAGCACGGGCUCUAGGCCUACUGGCUUUAGUAGUUGUGGCAUGUGGGCUCUACAGCACAGUCUCAGUAGUUGAGGCACAUGGGCUUAGUUGCCCUGUGGCAUGUGAGAUCUUCCUGGACUAGGGGUUGAACCAGUGUCCCCUGCAUUGGCAGGAGGAUUCUUAACCACUAUGCCACCAGGGAAGUCCCAGGUGCAGAUCUAAAUUUGAUAAAGCAUUCUUCAUUGAGCUACAUCAGGAGAUCACCUGAGCCCAGGUUAAAGGAAUGCAAGCCCUGCAGACACUCUGGUCCUUAUCAACAACCCUGCCCUUGAACCCAUGCUUUAACACUUUUCGCUAUAUUUCCCCCUUCUGAUUGGGACAGAGUUUUGGAGGGCAUGAGCCCGCUGUGUCCCCCUCUACGUGGCAAAGCAAUACAGCUAUUCUUUUCUCCUUUACCCAAAGCUCUGUCUCUGAGAUUGGAUUUGGCAGCAAUGCACAGAGGCUGUGUUUUCGGUGUCACAUCCAGAUAAAAAGUGGCAGUCGGUGCACAGAAUGGAAAGUGUUUAUGGAUACAAACUAGGCAGAAUAAGAAUUUUAUUGUGAAAAGAAAAAAAAAAUUUCAACAAGGUUACAUUUUUCUUGGGGAAGUAUGGCAAAGAUCGUAUCCUGUAGUUUACCUCAGUGGUAUCGUUCUUGAAAUUCCAUAGUAGUUGGAUUAAGGUCACUUUCCUGGGAGGGAUGUAACUGCAAUAAAGUGUUGGUUUGCUCUCCUUGGCACAAAUGACUUCACUUUGGGACGUUUCUAUUUUUUUCACAAGUCCCUACAAUGUGUUCCCAAUUCAUGAAUAUGCAGUAUAUGUUGUGUCCCUUGAUGUACAUGACAGGAAAAUAGGAAUAUAGUAAGCACAUAGAAAAUGGAAAAAUACACGUCUUGUGCUUGAAUUGCUCAGUGAAAUAAUUUGAAAAUAUCAAUGUUCAUGAACUUUCUCUUAAAAAUGAACAACAUACAAGAGGAAUUUUUCUUUGAGAGAUAAAGUAGAAGUUUCAUACACUCACUCCCCAAACAUUGUUUAUUUUUGGGAAUGUGCAUUUGUAACCAUUAAGAGGAAUAGGGUGCAAUGGCACCCAAAGUUUUGUUUCCUCAUUGAGACUGAUACUAACAUUAAAGUGUUAUGACAGUGUUUCAUAAUUCAGCUGUCUAGGGGCACAGGGGAGACUUCCAAGGUGUUUAAAUGUGGUUUGAGAGAACAGGGAAUAGAGACUGGCUUGGAGUGUUAAGGUAAUUACCAGGUGAGGCUUGGUGGAGGAUCCACUUUUGGUUUGAACUUUCAGUUUGUAUCACAUGACAGAGCCAUCAGGCUUCUUUAUCAGCUUGCCUGGAUGGGUUGCAUAAGGAGAGGUUGUGGCAUGUUCGCUGUCAGUAGUGAAACAUCAAAAAAUGGAGUCAGAUUGUUGCAGGAAGGGGGACCCCUUCCAUUGCUCACGAGUGGGCUCUUGUCUGACCUCAGAAGAGAGACUGGAGACACACAUGCUGACAUAGGACUUUAUGGGGAGGGGCGCCUGGACAGUGAGCAGGAGGGAAAGGGAACCCAGGAGACCUGCUGUGCCAUGUGGCUUGCACUCUUGGGUUUCAUGGCCAUGAUGGGAUUAGUUUCCUGGUUGUCUCUGGCCAAUCACUCUGACUUAGGGUUUUUCCUGCUGGCAAGUGCAUCACUCAGCCAAGAUGGAUUCCAGUGAGGAAGAUUCGGGGGCGGGGGGGGGGGGGUGUCGGUAGGACAUGUGGACUGGUGUCUCGUUUCUCCUUUUGACCUUUCCUGAAUUCUUCCGGUUGGUGGUGGCUUUUAGUUUUGUGUUCCUUCCCAGGAUCUCCUGUGGUAAAAUAACUCAUGCAAGUUGUGACUGUCUUAGCCUGGCCAGGGCAGGUGGUUUCAGUCAGUGUUUCCCCUAACAAGACUGUUUAAAUAAAUGCUGAAUAUUUACUCUUGAAACACUUGAUUUCUUGGUUAGGGCACAUUCUACGUUUCUUCAUGCUAGUAAUUUAUGAUUUUUUUUCUCCUGCACACAUAUUGUUCAAUUGGGUUCUGUAAAUGCUUGUAAAAUACUAUUUAAAUAAAU